ACUAUAAUUUAAGAUGGGACCCGCACGAUUACGGUGGCGUGGACAUGCUGUAUAUUCCUUCCAAACUCAUUUGGUUGCCCGAUAUUGUUUUGUACAAUAAGAAUGGAUUGACGUGAGUUUACAGUGGGAUCCAAAGGAAUAUGGAGAAAUUAAAACGCUUGAAUUACCUUCAGAGAACAUAUGGCUCCCAGACAUAGUUCUCUUCAAUAAGUAAGUAGAAAUUACAUUUUCAUGUAUAAAAUAAUGAAUGUAAGAUAAAAUAUACAAAUCAUUUGUGUUGUGAUUAAACGCUUUAAAUUACAUGGAAUGCUUGGUAAUUAAAUAUAGCAGAUAUUUAUAGUCAAUGAAAAUUGAUAAUAUUUUACAUUUAAGUAAAUGACAUAAAUUGUAAAGAGUAUGCACUUGUAUUCACAGCUUAAAUAAAUACAGAAAAGAAUAUUCUGCAAUUUAUAGUAUGACAAUUAAUUAUUCAAAAUGUGAAAUCAUAUGAAGAGUUAGUGUAGUGAUUGAAUAACCUUUUUAAGCUUUAACCAAUAUUUUCUUUUUCAGGUAAAACGUUUUUAUUAUUUUCAGAACUCGUUAAGAAAUUGAAUAAUUUUAUCAUAAUUCUAUUGCAAGCGAAUCUUCCAUUACCUACAGGUAUUUGCAAUCUCCCGGCAACCCCGGGUGGCUACUAUCCCCUAGGAGCACGUGGCACGUGACUCCUCGUGCAUUGGGAUAGGGUGAGAGCACUCUAGAGAACACACUGCAGUCACAACAGCUUCAAACUUUUCCCUUUUUCGCAUUUUGGGUGUGAUUAUGAAAAGCUUUUAGAUAUUUUUGUUUUAAAUGUUCAUUUCAAUAAUGUCUAAACCUGGAUUUAAAAGUGGGCGACAUCAUGAAAGUUUUCAAGGAUGAAUUGUUUGUAAUAAAAAAAAGCAUGGUGUUUUAGUUGAAAUGGCUAUUAUUUAUUUCGGUUGCGGUAUAAUAAUUGCAUUGGUUGAAGUUCAUAGAAAGCUCUCUUUCAGUGCUGAUGGUCAGUACGAAGUAACUUUGAUGACAAAAGCGACUUUAAACUAUACUGGUGGUGUAGUGUGGGAACCUCCUGCCAUCUACAAAAGUUCCUGUACGAUCGAGGUUGAAUUUUUCCCAUUUGACAUACAGCUAUGCUCAAUGAAAUUUGCUUCAUGGACUUAUGAUGGUACGCAAGUGGACUUGAUACACGAGUGUUCAAAACACAAAAACAAGAAGGAAGUCAUUCAGAAUGGCAUAGACUUACGAGGUUUCUACGAAUCCGGGGAAUGGGACGUCCUUGAAGUGACUGCUGAGAAAAGCCUCAACUAUACGGACGCUCCAGACAUCACUUUCAACGUAACAAUUCGGAGGAAGACAUUAUUUCACACCGUAAAUUUAAUUAUACCUUCUGUUGCAAUAUCCUGCUUAACCAUCCUGGUAUUUUAUCUCCCCUCUGACAGCUGUGAGAAGAUUACCUUGUGUAUCUCUAUUUUGCUCUCACUUAACUUCUUUUUCCUGCUCCUCGCCGAGAUUAUCCCGCCAACGUCUAUAGUGGUACCGCUAAUAGGCAAGUACCUGCUGUUUACUAUGAUAUUGAUUACCCUGUCAAUCAUAGUGACGGUGAUAACAUUAAAUGUGCACUUCCGGUCUCCGUCUACGCAUACCAUGGCGCCAUGGGUACGGCGGGUGUUUCUUAACAUCUUGCCUAAAAUGCUUUUAAUGAGGAGACCAAACCUUGAGCACGAAAAAAUUGCCAGAACCAUCGUGAGGACCUGUAAUGGUAUAGAAAUGAGAGACCAGUAUGUAAACAGACAAGAUUUAGAGUUUGAUACCAGCAGGAUACUGAGGCAGCGUAAUACUGGAGAUGGUUCUGUGGUAGAAAGGCAGCUUCCACCAGACGUACAAGAGGCUAUAGAUAGCAUCGUAUUCAUCGCUGAACAUCUCAAGAAGGGUGAUUACUCAGCAUCGAUAAGUGAAGAUUGGAAGUAUGUUGCUAUGGUAUUAGAUCGCCUGUUUCUAUGGAUAUUUACUGUUGCUUGUGUUGUUGGGACAUUCGGUAUCAUUCUUCAGGCGCCCACUCUGUAUGACAACAGAAAUGUUAUCACUCCUGUGACAAACUACCCGUGCUGACGGACAUUUUGAAGUACAACUUUUCACGAAAGCAACAUUGCUGCACACUGGCUUAGUUAUCUGGGAACCUCCAGCUAUCUAUAAAAGCGCCUGUAUAAUGAAUGUAGAAUUUUUUCCAUUCGAUGUUCAAAAGUG
This is a messenger RNA of Mercenaria mercenaria, 2259 nucleotides long. Its product is annotated as acetylcholine receptor subunit alpha-like. Gene Ontology annotation, cellular component: synapse; neuron projection; postsynaptic membrane. Gene Ontology annotation, molecular function: acetylcholine-gated monoatomic cation-selective channel activity; transmembrane signaling receptor activity. The coding region runs from base 937 to 2124 and encodes 395 amino acids. NCBI's taxonomy places the organism in Eukaryota, Metazoa, Mollusca, Bivalvia, Venerida, Veneridae. The record is from RefSeq and is a predicted model, not a curated record. The transcript is spliced from 4 exons. Gene Ontology annotation, biological process: regulation of membrane potential; signal transduction; chemical synaptic transmission.